GUAAAGGACACACGGAUCUUUUGCUUUAUUUUCCUGUUGAUUCGCGGUAUCUUGAGUCGAAUUUUUGGUGUUGCGCCAGUUAUAUCAGCCGUUUUUGAAUCAUUUGAUCAAUACGAAAGCCACACCGAUGUGACUGGUGGAAAAUCAUUCGUAUAGAGCAGUCAGAAAAUACCAUUUCUCGGAUAUGUCAUUUGCUGUGCGGCUGUAUCAGUAGAUUAGCUAAGUUCAAUGGCGUCGUUUUCACUCGAUACAAAUUGCAAUGAAAAACGACGGGGUACAGCAAGAUAUCGUGUCGGUGACCGAUCACAGAUUGAGGCCACGAUUGGGACCCAACAAAAGAGAGAUUCUGACGAUGAUUAUGAAAGCCCUGAUUUGGAUUUUGUCUAUGAUGAUGCUGAUACCCAUGCAAAUGAGAUUGCAGAGCUCUACAGCUAUACCGAGAAACAUGAACUCCUAUACAAUCUCAAUGCAUUCGAAGAUCAAAUGGAACGGUAUCAACUUCAGCCCUGGUGGCAAACAUAUUCUGUGGAUCAGCAAAGGUCAAUAAUCUACAAGCAGCUGGAUCAGCUUGAGCACUCGAAUAAACAGCUGCGGAUGAAAGCUGCACGUGCUAUUUUAUACCUGGCACAAGGCUCCUGGGCAGAAGUGCAAUCUGACAAAGAACAGCAGGACUGGACGCGUACCAAUGUUAUGCUUUUAUACGAGGCUGGAGUAUUUCCAGCAUUUGUGGAACUGUUGAAUAUAGAGAUCGAAAACAGCGCAACAGCUACAUCAGCAUUGAGAAAAUUAGCAGUGAGUCUUGCAGAUUCUGUAGAUCUACGAGUUAUUUUAUCAGUCCUAUACAUAAUUACGGAAGUAAUGAGGGUUGAGGCUUUAAAUAUUGAAAACAGUCCCUACCGAAAACACGUAGAAGCAUUCAAGGAAGAACUUGUAAACCCUUACGGAGAGGAAUUACUAGUCGUGAAAUUACUCGGCAUGGCAACACGAUUCUGCAGCGGGUCCGCGUCACACUUUCCGAUGAAAAAAGUUCUUUUACUUCUCUGGAAAGUAAUUCUGGUCUCCUUGGGGGGCAUAGAAACUUUACGCCAAUUAAAAGCCACUUAUCGAGCUGAGGCUGGUCUGGAAACCCAGGAGGAAGAUACGAUAGAAAUAGCUAAAGGAAUGAGAUCCUGCUCCCCUCCCGCUAGUGCGACCGAUCUCCUAGAAGCCCAGAGCCAAAAGAAGAGUAACAGGUCGUUUCGAAGAGUGCUAAUGAAGCAGAGCUCGUUAGAUGAGCCUGAACUGGUAAUAGAUUUUGAGGGUAUGAGAGGGAGUCCUGGAUUAGGCGGAGGGGAAGGGGACAGAGAAAUGAACGAAUACGAUGAACAGAGAGGAUUUGAGGAUCAGUAUCAGUACUCGACUCCACAGCAUAAUCAGCAGUCGGAGUCGAGAUCUAGCACUCCAGAAUCAACCAAGACCAAAGUGGGUCUACCUUGGACGCCAAAAGUCAGACAGAAGGAUGUCGACACUUUUUUAGCUGUUUCUAGAAUGAAAUUUGUGGGAUACACGCUACAAGGCGAUCGCGAGAGUCUGGCCGGGUUACCGCAGCCUAUCCACGAAGGUGUGAAUACUCUAAAAAAGCAUAUGUACACUUCCCUAGCCGAACUUCAGGUUCAAAAAGAGGAGGAAAUAGCUAGAAACCCAAUGAGCACACCUGAGCCCAUGCCCCGUCAGACCCCGACAGAAAUUUUGUAUCAAGCAACACUAGCGAACCUUCCCCAGUACAAAAUUGCCCUGUUAAAAAUAUUACUUGCAGCUGCGCCAACUAGCAAAGCAAAAUCUGAUACUAUUAACAUAGUUGCUGACGUUCUACCAGAGGAAAUGCCAGUAACCGUCUUGCAGUCUAUGAAACUUGGAAUUGAUGUUAGCCGACACAAAGAAAUAAUCGUUAAAGCCGUUUCAGCGAUUUUACUUUUACUUUUGAAGCAUUUUAAGCUGAACCACGUCUAUCAGUUUGAAUUUAUGUCGCAGCAUCUGGUUUUCGCGAACUGUAUACCACUGGUUCUCAAGUUUUUGAACCAAAACGUCAUGACCUACAUCGAAGCGGAGAAUUUUAUCCCAAUUUUGGAUUUUCCGGCCUGCGUGAUCGGGGACCAGCCAGAACUUACUGCUGAGACUCUCGAAAUCGGUGAUGGAAAACUGUAUUGCUGGCGCAACAUAUUUUCUUGCAUCAAUCUGUUGAGAAUUCUCAAUAAAUUGACCAAAUGGAAACACAGCAGAAUAAUGAUGCUUGUUGUAUUCAAGUCUGCUCCAAUCUUAAAACGUACAUUGAAAGUCAGACACGGAAUGAUGCAGCUGUACGUUUUGAAACUCUUGAAAAUGCAGACAAAAUACCUGGGCAGACAGUGGCGAAAAACUAACAUGAAAACUAUCAGCGCGAUCUAUGCCAAAGUCAGACAUCGUCUGAACGAUGAUUGGGCUUACGGCAACGAUCUGGAGGCAAGACCUUGGGAUUUCCAAGAGGAAGAAUGCGCGUUACGGGUCUGCGUAGACCGUUUCAACAAUCGACGAUACACAAAUAAUGUCAGGGAUAAAGAAUUAGAGCCCUGCGAUACGUUCAUAACAUCGGUUUUGGGCAAUGACGACGUGGAACUCACCGAAGAAUUCAAACAACAUUACGAACUCUGGUUACAACAGGAGGUUUUCCAAGCUAGCAUUAAUUGGGACGAACUAUUAGGGUAUUCGAACUAUGAAGUAUAAAUCCGAAGGUUGCCCAUGAACUACCAACAGUUAACUACUAUUAAACUUCAAUUGCAACGUCUACUUUUAAUUUAUUGAGUUCUUCCAGUUAGUGAAGAAACAAAAUUAACGCAAACUGUACAUAUUAUCUGAUCCGAUAUAAAAUUACUUAGCAAUGUUUAUAUUCGACGCGAAAUGAUACUGAUCAUCGAAUCACGCGUGACACGAACGGUAAUUCACGGUAAUCGCUUGAAAUUUCAUAGAUCGCAACCCCGCGCGAUUAUUUCGAUUCGAUAAUAUUUCCAAUGCAUUACGAGGGAAUGAGUCGCAUAGAUUGUACGUGUUAUCGACGCUUUAUUCUCCGGUAAAUAAAAUUGCGUCCAUUUGUAACGUCGGAAUUUUCACCAGUGAUGAAAUUUAUUUAAACCGACGAGUCGUAAAAACUUAGAAUUAUUGCACCGUAAAUAAAAAUGAGAAGUUUUACAUUGUA
This is a messenger RNA of Athalia rosae (coleseed sawfly), 3208 nucleotides long. RefSeq names its product striatin-interacting protein 1 homolog (gene Strip). The transcript is spliced from 12 exons. The coding region runs from base 229 to 2739 and encodes 836 amino acids. Gene Ontology annotation, biological process: cytoskeleton organization. Gene Ontology annotation, cellular component: cytosol. The record is from RefSeq and is a predicted model, not a curated record. NCBI's taxonomy places the organism in Eukaryota, Metazoa, Arthropoda, Insecta, Hymenoptera, Athaliidae.